GCUUUUUUGUAAUUUUUACGAACUGUUGAACACGUAGGCCUAGUCGCGUAAACAAUCCUUCAAUACAUGUUUAAACAAAAUUUGUAAUAUGUAUGGAGUCUUGAGUCUUCAUUCAAUGUUACAAUACGUACAAUUGAAUAAAGGCUAGCUUUUUGCAAGAACCUGCGAUUUCUGUGCCGUUUCAAGUUUGGAAGCUUCAAGUUAAUCACGCUUGCCGUUCAGAGGAAGUUGCCAUGGAGUUACUGUGGACCUCCCUAGCAACCAUUGCAUCAUGGUUGACUCAUAUUCUCAUCGAGUUCAGCCUCUUCCUAGCAGUCGAUUCUGUUGUCAAGGCCUCUUUACACUCAUUGAGAGAGCCCGAGGAGCGACGUAGGAUGUGGUUACUGGAAUCCCUGGUUUUGCUGUUUGUUGCAACGGUCAUGAGCCAGUAUACCCAUGUGCCGUAUGUCCUCUUCACCCUCGGAUUCACUACCGUUCUCUCUGCCUUUCUGCACGAUCGGGUCGAGUGGCAGAACUUCAAAGCGUCCCUUUCUGCUGCCUUGGAAAGUGAACCCGACUUAAACAACGGUAUGUUGAGUACAAUCGACGGCUCAUGUCAGUCGGCAAUGUAUCAGGACACUGAGCAUGAUAGAUUAAAAGGUCAUGCACAAGAACAAAUCCAAAACAAAAAUCACAAACUUGCAACUGCCCCCAUCAGAUCCAGCACGGACAGUGUCUUUGACAAAUGGAGGACUUACUUGAGGGCAACGUUUCAAAGACAACCUCCAAUAUGCCAUCCGCCGGGCUUGCCCAACAAAGGAAAGAAUCUCUGCUUCCUCAACACGGUGCUGCAGUGCUUGGCUCACGUACAGUCCCUCGGAGGUCUUGAUGAAAUCUUGUCGGAGAUGAGCGACGGUCGCCUUGGGAGUGACUUUCUCAAUUGCUACAGUGAGUUAUUAGCCGAUUGCACCAUCAGAGAACACUACUCUGGCACCGUUCUUGACACCUUUCAGUUUCGGAGAGCGGCCUCUCAACUCUGCCCUGGCCUGAUCGCAGACCCGGUAACAACUCCCAAACAGACCCAACAGGAUGCAGCCGAGUUUCUGACGUGGCUGCUAACCACCCUUCAUAACCUCCUGAGAAAAGGUCCCUCUGCAAGAAUCUCCAAUCGCAUCCCGACUGACUCGGGAUUAGGAAACUUCAGCGACAAGGAACAGCAGUCCCUAAAAGUCGAGUGCCAGACGUUGCUCCAGUCUGCUCAAUCGAUGUACGACGAAAGGUGUCUCAGAGCAGUUCAAGUUAUGUCCGAUUUGGAUUGGAAGUGUCAAGAAAGCCGGGAAAGCUCUAGCGUUAGCGAGCUCUUCUCAGGUCAGAUCCUUGAGUUGAGAGAGGACGGAAACCGGAACUGCGUAUCCCUCGGCAUUCAAGCUUUCAAUGUGCUCCCAGUUCCCCUGUCCGGACCGCGUCAAGUCUCGGGUCUUGUCUACCUGCAAGACUGCAUCAGUGACAUGUGUGCUCUAACUGAUAUGAUGCUGGAUUCGCCUUCAACGAGUUACGCAUCACCGCUUGCCGAACAUGAAUCUCGGGGAAGACGCAUUGAUGACGUUAAGAUUGAGAGUGCCAAGCUCUUUAGACCUCCUGUCUCAUCAUCCACUCCCACAAAGCCUGAAGCGCGGACCUACACCUCCCUUAGUCCUCCAAGUGGAUCCAGGGAGGUGCGAUGCCAGACCUCCUUACGCUAUCUACCCAAAUGCCUCAUCAUCCAACUGAAUCGAUUCAACCAGUUUGGACGCAAGGCAAAGACGCCCGUGAACAUCCCCCUCCGGGGUCUAAACCUCAGCCCAGCGCUAUUUGACCAACAGGUCGCAGGGAUGCCUGUACCCACAAACCAGAGAUACAUGUAUGACCUGGCUGCGCUUUGCGUCCAUGAAGGAGCUGAGAGUACUUGCUAUGGUCACUACGUUGCCUUCUGUAUGGCCAGUAACGGCCACUGGUAUCGGAUGGAUGAUGAGAUAGUCAGUGAAGUGAAUAUGCUGUACGAGUGCAACUCUCCGUCUGUUAGAGAAAAUGCUUAUCUCUUGUUUUAUGUUAGAAGAAAUUAACCCACCAAGUGUGAAAUAUGCAUUCAUAAAUACCUCAGACAG
Messenger RNA from Patiria miniata (bat star), 2123 nucleotides. RefSeq lists its product as uncharacterized. NCBI's taxonomy places the organism in Eukaryota, Metazoa, Echinodermata, Asteroidea, Valvatida, Asterinidae. Gene Ontology annotation, biological process: protein deubiquitination. The record is from RefSeq and is a predicted model, not a curated record. Bases 234 to 2081 code for a protein of 615 amino acids. The transcript has 3 exons. Gene Ontology annotation, cellular component: cytoplasm. Gene Ontology annotation, molecular function: cysteine-type deubiquitinase activity.